AUGAUCGAAGCCGCUGGCGCAAGCAUCUUGACUGUACAUGGGAGAACUAUCGAACAGAAGAAAGAAUUGACAGGAUUAGCGAGUUGGGAACAUAUCAAGGCUGUGAAGAACAAGCUCACCAUCCCCGUCGUCUUGAAUGGAAAUAUUCGAUACUUCUCAGAUGUCGAAGAAGCUUUUAGAGAAACUGGAGUCGACGGAGUUAUGUCUGCCGAGGGCCUCCUCUCAAAUCCCGGUAUCUUUCUGCCAACAGUCGCAAAGAUUGAUCAGAUUGUCGACGAGUUCAUCGCCUUGUUUGAAGAAAACUGCGGGGGAGCGUCUUUGUCCAGCUUGAAGACAUUUUUAUUUCGAGUUUGGAAAUCGGUGCUUCGAGAGAAUCCGCAGCUAACAUUCGAUUUGGAAGCUUGCUCCUCGUUGGAACAAUUCAAAGAGUGGAAUGCUAGGGCGGGAAAGGAGUUUCCUACAGAGUGUGGACCUUUCAUCCGCAAAGAAAGGGCUCAAGCGACGCUUACGGCAGAUGAACGCCGGGUCAGAAACGAAAAGCGGCAUCUAGAGCAAGAAGCGAAACGGAAGGAGCAAAAGAAACGAAAGAGACAAGAACGAAGGGAACGAAAAAAGGAGGAAGGCGAGAAAGAAAAGGACGAGGAACGAGUCUCGAAAAAAGAGCGAAUUCAGGAAGAGAAAAACAGACUCAACGCAGCUUCUCGAGAGUUGAGCCUAACAAUUGCAAUCGAUCUGUCGUACUCGAAAUCAAUGAAGAUGAAGGAAACGAAGAAAAUGGCCGGCCAGCUUGCGAGGAUACAUGGCUCCAACCGGAAGAGCUCCAAGCCGGCGAAAAUCUUUCUUACUUCCUUCUCUUCAGAUGAUUUGCUGUACAAAGAAUGUGAGCGACAACACGAGGGAUUUAGCAAUUUCGGCUUUGAAAUUGAAUCUGAGAGGCAUCAAGCUUGUUUUUCGAAGGAAGAACUUGUUGUUUUGUCCCCAGAUGCGGAUGAGCCGUUGGAAAGUGUAGAGUUGGGAAAAGUCUAUGUCAUAGGAGGCGAUCUGGAUGAAUCAUACAGCAAUAAGCGCUCGCUGAACGACGCUCUGUCCCACCAACUUGUUUGUAAGCGACUUCCGAUCGAGGAACACUUGGAAAGAGCGGACUCACAUGCUAAGAAUAGGCAAAGAGCGAAAAAUACCAUCCUAUCUCCGAAUCAGGUGUUUGAUAUUCUCUCUUUAUACAACGAGACAAGUGAUUGGAAGAAGGCGCUCAUCACCCACGUUCCUCUGAAAAAGGGCUUCAAAUUGUGCUGA
Oikopleura dioica is the source of this 1293-nucleotide messenger RNA. The record is from the annotation of a GenBank genome assembly. Lineage: Eukaryota; Metazoa; Chordata; Appendicularia; Copelata; Oikopleuridae.